This is a messenger RNA of Rhincodon typus (whale shark), 3100 nucleotides long. It is a transcript of the gene mrm2, whose product is annotated as mitochondrial rRNA methyltransferase 2. Gene Ontology annotation, molecular function: rRNA (uridine-2'-O-ribose)-methyltransferase activity. Gene Ontology annotation, biological process: RNA methylation. Bases 708 to 1193 code for a protein of 161 amino acids. The record is from RefSeq and is a predicted model, not a curated record. Lineage: Eukaryota; Metazoa; Chordata; Chondrichthyes; Orectolobiformes; Rhincodontidae. Gene Ontology annotation, cellular component: mitochondrion. The transcript has a single exon.
GAGCAGUCACUGUUGUGAUAUAGAAAACAUGGUCAAUUUGUAAUAAACAAUAUGUCAUAUGAUAAUGACCAGAUAAUCUGUUUCUAAAGGUUUUGUUUGAGGAUUUGGUGAAGACCCCAGAGAGAGUUCUGUGCUCUUCAUUGAAUAAUAGCAUAGGAUCUUUCAAAUUCAUUCAAGGGGGCAGAUGUGGUCUGGGGUUUAAUGCCUCAUUUGAAACAUGGCACCUCCAACAAUGCAGGGAAAGGUUAGGGAGCAAUUGUAAAGAAAUGAAGGCCUUACCGAUUGCUGCUUUGCAAUAAAGAUACUUUCUUGUUCAGAAGCAUCUUUUUUGGCGUUUUCUAAAAAGACUGACCAAUUUCUGCUUGUAGUUGAUUUAUAGUCAGCAUUGCAGUGUCUGUAGUUUUUUUUCUUCAGUUUCUUGAGUGAUAUUUUAAUUUUAGGUGUGAGUGUUACUUCUCUUUAACACCUCUAUCCAUGUCCCAUUCAAGAAUGUCACUUAGCUAAAGUACCAGCCUAUAGAUUUCUUGCACUUUAUAUCCUCGAGAAGAGACAGUUAAAUUAAAGAAACUAAUCAUUACAAAUCGUUAAACAUGUUUGGGAUUGUGCCUUGUCUUAACUAAGGUUGGUUUACAUGAAGGAACAUAACUAAAUAUCGAUUGAGGAGGGAGUGAGAUAAACAGGCCAAGGAGCCAGUUUCAAGACAUAAAAUGCUUAUCUUUAUUUAUUCUAUUUUGUUGGUGCCAUUGAUUUCCUUUUCCCUAUCUCCAGAUCCAGAUUCUCCUGUGGGUUUUGUAGUGGGUGUUGAUCGAUUACACAUAGCCCCUCUUGAUGGUGCUGUGUUCCUGCCUUAUUCUGAUCUCCUGGAGCCCACCAUUCAAGCUCAAAUCCAGAAAUCCCUGCCGACGGGAAUGGCUGAGGUGAUCCUCAGCGAUAUGGCACCAAAUGCCAGUGGGAUCCGUGAACUGGACCAGCAGCGACUGGCUGAGCUAUGCUUGUGUGUUGUGGGACUGGCCAGGAGGGUCCUGAGUCCUGGUGGCACCUUGCUUUGUAAAUUCUGGGAUGGCACUAACAGCCGCCUCAUCCAAAAGCGACUCACAGAAUUGUUUAGAGAUGUGAAGACUUUGAAGUUGGCUGCAAGUAGGAAGGAAUCAUCAGAGAUCUACUUUUUAGCAAAGCACUACAGGAAAAGUUGAUGGUUCAGAGUGACUGUUUAUGCUCAAGGAAAUUUCUGCGGCAAUCUAACAAUUUUUGAGAGAGUUUGCUUAUUUACAUUUUCUCCCUAUCCUUCUAUCAACUUUUGCCCCUUAUGCUCAGGCUGACAGUCCACCACUUGGUUAGAGUGAAAAAAUUGCAUUUCUAAAAUGUCCUGACCACUGAACCUUUGCUAUAAGUCACAAAGUAGUGCUUUUGAAGUGUCAUCAUUGUUGUAAUGUAGAAAAUGUGGCAGCAAAUUUACACAGAGCAACUUCCUACAAAAAGCCAUAUGACAAUGAGAAGACAAUUCUGAGGGUGGCAAUAGUCUAUUGGUAUUAUCACUGGACUAUAAAUCCAGAGACCCAGAUAACAUUCUGGGGAAAAGGGUUCAAAUCCCACCACGGCAGAUGGUGGAAUUUGAAUUCAGUAAAAUAUUUGGAAUUAAGAAUUUAGUAAUAGCCAUGAAUCCAUUGUCGAUUGUUGCGGGAAAAAACCCACCUGGUUCACUGAUGUUCUUUAGGGAAGGAAACUGCCAUUCUUACUUGGUCCAGUCUACGUGUGACUCCAGACCCACAGCAAUGUGGUUGAUUCUGAACUGCCCUCUGGGCAAUUAGGGAUGGACAAUAAGUGCUGCCUAGCUAGUGAUGUCCUCAUGCUGUUAAUGAAUAAAGAAUAAAAAAAAUCUGCUUUUGUGAUAAAAGCUGAAAGUUCUGGAGAAAACCAAGAGGUUUGGCAGCAUCUGUGGAGAGAAAAAUAAAGUUAAUGUUUGGAGUCCAAUUUGAUUUUACAAUAGUGUCAUUAUUGGAUUGAAAACAUUAACUCUAUUCCUCUCUGCUGCCAGACCCGCUUAGUUUUUACAGCACACUGAUCCAUGUUAGGAGUCAGCCCUCUCUUGGUAGGUUGCAUUCUUAUCAGAAGGUUAUGGGUUCAUCUCACCCUCCAGAAAUGAGCACUGUGUAAGCUGAUACUCCCAGUGCACCAUUAAGGUCCUUCUGUACUGUUGAAGGUGCUACCUUUUGAAUAGCUAUGAAAGGGACACCCCAUCUGUCCACUUAGGAUGUAAAAGAUCAUGUGGGAUUUUUCAAAAAAAAAAGAAUUGGUAGGGUCCUGGCUAAUAUUUAAUCAAUGAACACCUUGCAUUGUUGUUCAUAGGAUCUCUGUUCAUUUUUUUUUCAUUCAUAGGAUGAGGGCAUUGCUGACUCGGCCAGUGUUUAUAACCCAUCCCCAUUUGAGUCAACCAGAUUGCUGUGGGUCUGGAAACAAACGUAGGCCAGAUCAGAUAAGGAUGGCAGAUUCCUUCCCUUAAGAGCAUUAGUGAACCAGCUUUUCUUUUUUCCUGACAACAGUUUCAUGGUCAUCAUUAGACUCUUAAUUCCAGAAUUUUAUUGAUUUCAAAUUCCACCAUCUGCCAUAGUGGGAUUUGAACCUGCGUUCCCAGGUCAUUACUUGGGUCUCUGGAUUAACAGUCCAAUGAUAAUACUGCUAGGCUAGUGUCUCCCCAAACCACAAAUUUGCUGUAUCCUUUCCUUAUUACAACUACAGAAUUACUUUGUUAGGCUAUAAAAAACUUCAUGGCUCCUCAAAGCUGUUAGAUGUCUUUAUACUGCAUCGUUUUUAAUGCUAUAUGCAUUUUUAUGUGAACUUAAACCAUUUUCUUGUUCAGCAAUGGAAACUGUGUAAUUCAGCUGUGUAAUCCUGAUUGUAUAUUACCUUCUGAUGGUACAAAAAUCAUAUACAAUUCUAACAAAAACUUUUCUUCAAUGUUUGAAAUAUCUGUAAUCUAUUAAAGCAUCAUUUUGUUUUCAAAAUUUGAAUCACAGUAUAUUCUAAUGCUGGAAAAUGUACCAAUACACAAAUAUAGAAUUUGUAUGAAAUAUCUUUUCUAAAAAUAUAGUAACAUACUUGG